Molecule: messenger RNA, 1650 nt
Organism: Arabidopsis arenosa
Lineage: Eukaryota; Viridiplantae; Streptophyta; Magnoliopsida; Brassicales; Brassicaceae
Source: the annotation of a GenBank genome assembly
GUUUACAAGUAGGAAAUCACUAAUCCAACUUGCUCUUAAAGUGAUUCAAACAGUGAGUUUGGGUGGACUUUGUUCCAGGCCCAAAUCGGCCUAUCCAGCAAAAGUGAUCAAAGCCACGUCACCUUGACUUUAAAAUUUAGUGAUGUAUAAAACACGAACUCAAGAAACCCUAAACGGACGCUUGGAGAUGGAGCCGUCUGAUGUCAAUGCCUAUGAUAGAGCUGCGGAUGCCAAUAGCUCACAAAUCCAGUCUGAAAACAUGUCAAAAUCUCAGCCUGGCUCUAAAGAAGAGAAAUCAAAACAAACUGUUGAAGCAAAUCCAUUAGCCAAGGAUGAUACUUCAGUUGGAAGGUUAUCGGAGACUCAUAAGUUCUGGGAGACUCAACCUGUUGUGCAGUAUAAGGAUAUCGGAGACACGAGUUUGCCUGAAGGCCCAAUUAAUCCCGCAACUUUGGUAUCUGAGGUCAAGACAGAGCCGUAUAACCUUCCUGGUCAAUUCGAAUGGACCACAUGCGAUAUGAAAUCUGAUGAUACGUGUUCAGAGGUGUACAAGUUUUUCAAGGAAAACUAUCCUGAUGAUGGAUAUCAGUUCAUGGUUGAGUACUCCAGGGAGUUUCUAAGGUGGGCAUUGUGUCCACCUGGUUAUGAAAAGCGCUGGCAUAUUGGAGUCCGUGUCAAGACCUCCAAGAAACUCGUUGCUUUCAUUAGUGGCGUGCCAUCAAGAAUCAGGGUGCGUGCUGAGGUUUUGAAAAUGGCAAAGAUCAAUUUCUUAUGUGUUCACAAGAAGAACCUCAGGUCUAAGGGACUUGCUCCUGUCUUGAUCAAGGAGUUGACUAGAAGGGUUCACUUGCAGAAUAUAUGGCAAGCGGCUUAUACCUCACUUGAUGUACUUCCUACACCAGUCACCACAUGCCAAUACUGGGUCAGAAUGUUGAAACCUAAGAAGCUAAUCGAUGUUGGAUAUUCAACACUUCGUGAAAGAAUGACACUGAGCAUGACCGUCAAACUUUACAAGUUACCUGAUGCACCGAUCACUCCUGGAUUCAGGGAAAUGGACCGACGUGAUGUCCCUGCUGUUACAAAGUUGCUCAAUAACUACCUUUGCCAGUUUGGAGUUGCGAGGGACUUUGGUGAAAAGGACGUCGAGCACUGGCUUCUCCCAAGAAAAGAUGUCGUACACAGUUACUUAGUAGAAACUCAUGACGUGAUCACUGACUUUUUCAGCUUCUACACUGUCCCUUUAACUAUCAUCGGUAACCCGAAAUACAAAACAGUGGAAUGUGCUUAUUCUUACUAUAAUGUCGCGACUAAGACCUCCUUUCCCCAGCUGAUGAAUGAUGCCCUAAUCGUCUCUAAGCAAAAAGGUUUCGAUGUGUUCUACGCCUUGGAUGUUAUGCACAAUGAGAGUUUCUUAAAAGAGUUGAAGUUUGAUCAAGGAGAUGGACAGAUGCACUACUAUCUCUAUAAUUACCGUUUGAGAAGUGCAUUGAAGCCAUCAGAACUUGGGCUUGUUCUUUGGUAAGCUAUUGAUCAAUAAUUUGCUUGGAAGUUAUUAGUUUGGUAUACAAACUUGAUUUUUUAAAUUUAUUGUGUAUCUGAACUACUUCUCCCAUGCCUCAUGCAUUGCUACAAUAACCGAGUUUAAUUCUA